Hipposideros armiger (great roundleaf bat) is the source of this 3081-nucleotide messenger RNA. It is a transcript of the gene POM121L2, whose product is annotated as POM121 transmembrane nucleoporin like 2. Gene Ontology annotation, biological process: RNA export from nucleus; protein import into nucleus. The record is from RefSeq and is a predicted model, not a curated record. Gene Ontology annotation, molecular function: structural constituent of nuclear pore. Gene Ontology annotation, cellular component: nuclear pore. Bases 1 to 3081 code for a protein of 1026 amino acids. The transcript has a single exon. NCBI's taxonomy places the organism in Eukaryota, Metazoa, Chordata, Mammalia, Chiroptera, Hipposideridae.
AUGGGCAGUUACCUGGGCAAGUCGGGCCCCCCGCCGCUGUCCCCGGGAGAAGGGCGCACAGAUGUGCCCCGGAGGCCUGUCAUCCGCCGGCCGGUUCAGUCCCUUCACCAGGUCCACCGGGUUCAGUACGUCCACCGCGCCCACCCUGCCCCGCGGUUCAGGCCCUGGAGGAGGCAGCCGAGCUGGGGCCCCGCCAGGCCUACCGGGUGGGUGGUCAGUGAGGCCUGGAGGCGCUUUCCCGGGAGGAGGCCGCAGAAUCCCAUCGUAGGGCCUCUUCCCUCAGCCUUGUGGGAAAGUUACUGGAAUUUCAGAAUUUGGCCUCCUCGGCCCAGGGCAGCAUGGAGCCCCGUGACCAUCAAGAUCGCGCCACCUGAACCGAGAGGGGUCCCCUCCAAGUCCCCAGCACGGGUCAGCUCUGCAGAGUCCUCACCCUCUGAGAAGCCCUCAGACCCAUGUGCAAAGGAGACAGUGCUGAGGGCUCUCAGAGAGUGCAGGAAGGGGAGAGUGAGGCGGCAAGAACCACUGCUCCCUGAGUGGAAGAACAGCGAGGGGAGUCCAGACGCCAAGCCAUCUGCAUUUAAGCCUCUGACACAAAAUGAAGUCAGCACAUCCCUUGUGCCCAGGCCUGGGUCUCUGAAGAGAAGCCUGGACUCCGGCAGCUCAGACCACAGCUUGCAUAAAAGGCCCUGUUGCUCCUCCGUGAGCUCCUGGGCCAGCACAGAGAUAGGUGGCCUCUGCGGCUCCAAGAAAAAUGCCAUCAUCAGCUCUUACAGCUCUUCCAGAGAUCUCUCCAAGCAUUACAAGAGAAGUGUUCCCAGUGCAUCAUUCCAGAUGCCAGAGUGGCCAGUAAAAAAGAGAGUAAAUGGCCAUCAGUGUCACUCUCCAGUCCCACUGGUAUCUGAGAAGUCCCCAGCAGCAGCUGGCCAUGCUGGGCAGCAGAACCAGGAGACUCCACGGCUGCUCUCUAGCCCCAGGACCUUGCCAUCUCUGACCCCACUUCCCCAGCUUGGUUAUGCAGCCCCCAAAGAGGACCUGGGCUCGGAGAAAGCUGGACUCCAGAAAGGCAACAAACCCAGAAAGGAUGCAACAGAGGUCACCACAGCCUCUGUCCCCGACUCUCAGCCCCCUGUUCCACGCUGCUGGGUUCUCCUCCUGCCUCCUGCAGGCGCAGUUCCCACCCAGGACACAAACCCUCAGGUGGGGUCUCCAGGUCCGCUGGCCUUCCCACAGCCUGCUGGAGAGAACAGCAGGAUGGCCCGUCCACCUCCGAAGACACCCAGCCUGCUGGCCCCACUCAGGUGCUCAUGGUCAGAGCCUCUCCCAGGCCCCUGUUUAGACGCAAAGCCCACGGCCGCUGUCACCCUUCUGACCUCUGCUUCUCCCACAUCACCAGCCACUGACACCACACAGCCACCUGCGACCUCUCAGGCUGACAGGUCAGCCAGGCCCCCAGACCCACCUGCCAUCACCCCUGCAGCGCCCUCCAUACAAAGGGCUUUGUUUGGGAAGAGGAGGGAACCGGCUGCCCAUCAUCCUGCGUCUGCAUCUCCUGCUACACCUUCUGCUGACCCCACGGUGAAAUGCGUUUGGGGAUCCCCACCCAACGGAGAGGCUGGAGUCGCCUCGCAUUCCAGGGUCUCAGCCACAGCUGUGGCAUCUCCACCUCCGGGCAUCGUGAUUCCCACCUUCAAGCCCAUCUUUGGCGACACAGGACCACUUACAACUCUGCCCGUGAGAGCUCCUUUGUCUUUCAGGCCGGUUUUUCCUCCAGUUCCUCCUGCCGCUGCCCUCCUCCCCCAUGGCCUGCUCAAGGCUACCUCUGCAGUCAUGUCCACCGCCCCAGCCAGCACAUCCAAAGACUCUUCUUUCAAGCCCCCUGUGGGCUGUAAUGCAGUGGCUGUCACCAGUGCCAUGGGCAACACUCCCUCUCUCCCUUCCGCUGGGCACGCCUCCCUUCUUGGGGCUGCCCAGGCCGGCGCGGCCAGCUUCUCCCCAGCAGCAGGCUUCACAGUCCCAUCUCACCAAUGUCCUACCACUCCUACAGCAUACAGAGUUCCCUCCUUUAGCCAGGCUCUUCCCAGUGCUGUCCAGGUCUCUCCUAGUAGAAACACUGCCAAUCUGAGGGGUAUGGGCAGCCCUCUGCAAGCCUCAGCCCUUGUAACCGCAAAUCAGCUUGCAUUGUCAUCUGGCGUCUCCAAUCCAACCUCAACAUUCACAGUUCCCUGGGGGUCAAGCUCAAAGCCACCUUCCCCACUACCCCUGGGAGUCACCCCCCUGCCUGCAUUUGGGGCAUCAGGUGACCAAAAGCAAAGAGCCCCCCAAGCAGCCCUUGGCCCAAGCUUCAAUAGCUCUUUCAUCUUUGGAAACUCAGCCAUGCCACCCCCAACCCCAGCCCCAGUCCCGACCCCAGCUCAGCAGGCCUUUGGCAGCCUCACACAGCCGGCCUUUGGGGCAUCAAUGCCCUCAGCCUCCAACUUCCACCCCCGGCCUGGCUUUGGCAGCACCCCAGCAGGUUUUUCCUUUGGUCAAGCUAGUGCCACUGGUUUUGGAGUUGUCACCCAGGCCUUCCAGAGUGGGGCUUGUGGCUCAGUGUUUGGCAGAACAGCUCCACGACCUUUUGCCUUUGGGGGAUUAGAGAUCCCUAUGGACUGUGAGGAGUCUGGGGUCAGCAUGACUCUCCCGGACAAGAGCUCCAACUCUGGAAUGUUCUCUGUUGGAGCAAUGCUGGGUGGGGCCACUCGCCCCACCAUCAUACCCUUUGGAAAAGUCUGCCACCAGAGCACCCAGGGCCUGACCAGCCACAUCACUCCUUUUGCCUCAGGGAGGGCCAGCAUUUCUGCAAGAAAGACUGUGUUUAGGGCCCCCCACAUGGUCCCCUUGGCUCAGAGCACCCCUGUCCCUGGGCCAGUUAAGAUAGGCAGCAGCUUUAGCUUUGGGGUCCCCUCUCCACAUGCCCAGAGCUCCGUUGGGAGAGGGUCUUUCAGGUCAUCAGCCCCUUCAUUUUCCUUUAGUGCAAAACCCAAAACCCCAAAGAAACGGGAGCACGGGCAUUCCCGAAGGCACCAUGCCCACAGGAGAUAG